ACCUUUACUGCAGCCCUGAGGUCAUGAAGCCCUACUCUCUCUUAGUGUUCCUCUUUGCUGCAUUCUUUUCUCAAGCGACGGGCGAACUCCCAUGGUACAGACGAACCAACUUUUACCAAGUGUACCCGAGAUCGUUCAAAGACAGCGAUGGAGACGGUACCGGAGAUCUUAAAGGUGUGGCACAGAAGGCUCAGCAUUUCAAAGACAUCGGAUUGGACGCCAUUUGGUUGUCUCCUUUCUUCCCCUCGCCCAACAAAGACUUUGGCUAUGAUGUCUCCGACUUUAAAAACGUCGAUCCUCUCUAUGGCAAUAUGGACGACUUCAAAAACCUUGCUAAAACCUUAGCGGGCCUUGGAAUCAAGUUUGUGAUAGACUUUGUCCCCAACCAUUCCAGUGAUUUGCACCCGUGGUUCCAGCUCUCUGUCAACAGAACUCACCCUUACACCGACUAUUACGUUUGGGACAACGGAACUAUCGACGAUGGCGGAAAACACCAUCCCCCGAACAACUGGUUGAGCGUGUUUGGUGGCUCUGCAUGGGAAUGGCACGAAGGUCGACAGCAGUACUACUACCACGCCUUCCUCAAGGAACAACCCGAUCUGAACUACAACAAUCCAGCAGUGGUAGCUGAAAUGGAGGAUGUGAUCAGAUUCUGGUUGGACAUCGGAGUGGACGGGUUCAGGCUUGACUCGGCCAACUACAUGUUCGAGUCAGACAACAGAUCUGAAAACGAAACUUUGAUUCCUGGAGAGACGGACGCUACUCAGUGGAAGAACUACGUUCACAAUCUGACUCAGAACCAAGACAAGACUUACGAGUUGUUCCACAACUGGGCCUUGAUCUUCUACAACUACUCAACUGGCAAGAGUGGAAAGCCGAGGGCACUUUUCAUGGAGGUAUACACGGACCUGGACCACACAAUAAUGUAUUACGGUCACGGCAACACCAGUCUCAUGUUCCCGUUCAACUUUGAACUCCUUGUCCAAGGUAACCAGAGUCUGACAUCUUCAGACUUCAAGAGGAUCAUAGACAGUUGGCUGGACAAGAUGCCAAAAGAUGGAGUAGCCAACUGGGUCGUAGGUAACCAUGACAACGGCAGAGUGGCUGAUAGGUACGGGUUUGAGAUGGUAGACGCCAUCAACCUUCUUACAGGCGUGCUGCCAGGGAUGAAGGUGACGUACUACGGGGACGAGAUCGGCAUGAGGAACACAUUUGUACGAUGGAGCCAGAACGUGGACCCUAGUGGACAGUCCUUGGGACCCGACAACUACCUGAAGGCUUCUAGGGACCCUGAGAGGACCCCAAUGCAGUGGGACAGCUCACCAUCUGCUGGAUUUUCCAGCAACAAAACCACAUGGCUGCCGGUGAACCCAGACUACUGGUGGCUUAACGUGGAGAAGCAGAAAGCAGCUGACUCUAGUCACCUUAAGGUGUUUCAAACACUGUCCAAGGUGAGACAAGACGAGGUCCUGCUGAAUGGCACCACCAAGGUGUUAGCACCUGAUGACGACACUCUCAUCAUCUUAAGGACGUUGAACUCUUCUUACUUCGCACUGUUGAUCAACUUAGGCAGCGAGUUGAGAGAAUAUACCACUCUGGACUUGGCUCUCCCCAGCAAUGUUGAUGUCCAAGUAGUCAUCGUCAGUGAGAACGUAGAGCACAAGAUUGGGGACAAAAUUGCGGCCAACUCCACGAAAAUUCAACUGAGGCCAAAAGCCGCCAUCUUGGUGAAGUCAUCAGCUACCCAACUGUUUCUGUCUCUUCCGCUCUUCGUCUGCUUAUUACUCGGAAAUUUCUGGAGAUAAGGCCUUGUAAAAGAACUUUGUUCAAUUGUUAAAUUUAAUAGCUUAAGUUUUAAUUUUUUUAGUUAAUGUCUAAUUGUAUGAUAUUUAUAUUGAUUUGAUAAAGGUUUAGACUGAUUUGUUGUAAAUAUUUUUAACUGGUGUUGUAAUAAAG
Messenger RNA from Macrosteles quadrilineatus (aster leafhopper), 1956 nucleotides. Its product is annotated as probable maltase. Gene Ontology annotation, biological process: carbohydrate metabolic process. The record is from RefSeq and is a predicted model, not a curated record. The transcript has 10 exons. NCBI's taxonomy places the organism in Eukaryota, Metazoa, Arthropoda, Insecta, Hemiptera, Cicadellidae. Bases 24 to 1805 code for a protein of 593 amino acids.